AAAAAAAUAAUCAAAAAGGUGGGCGAAGAAAGAAGACUCAUAAUAAUAUCCGGACAUUCUGACCUCUUGGGAAGUUCCAUUUCCGAGACCUUCCAAGCUAUUUUAGCAUUACCAAAACUGCAAAGCUCAAUCUGAAAAUAAUUUUCAUAGAUUCCGCAGCUCCCAAGAUUUCGAUCGAUGGUAGAUUUGUGAAUUUUGGUGAACUGUGUAUAUUUCUGCAAUUUUUUUAAUAGUCGUCAUCGAUACCUUCUGCUUUGGGCUUCUGUGUGUAAAAUAUUUGCUGUUGAAGAAGCCUUUCUGUGCUUUCAAUUCAAUAAAAUAUAAAACCCCAAGCGUUUUUUAUUCUUUGUUUUUUUGCUUUUGGUUUCCGUUAAAUUGGCUAGACCUCUGGAAGCUGCUAUUAUUAGUGGUGUUAUUUUGCAUGUUGUGGGGGCAGAGUUAGCAGAGGAAGAAACAAACAAAUACACAUACAUGGGCAAGCAGGGUCCUUGCUAUCAUUGUGGGAUAACCUACACUCCCCUAUGGCGAAAUGGACCUCCAGAGAAGCCAGUGCUAUGCAAUGCAUGUGGAUCUAGAUGGAGAACAAAGGGUACACUAGCAAAUUAUACACCGUUGCAUGCUAGGGCCUUUGAAUCCACAGAUUCUUCAGAGUAUAGAAGUGCUCGUGGUAAAAAAGCAUCACAGACUCCAAAACAACAGAGAUCUCACAAAAGAAAGGAAUUUGGUCAAGAUGUUGAGUUUGGAAUUUUUGGGUCAGAGCCACAUUAUGCAAUAGGAUUUGAUGAGGAUACUAGUAACAGAUCAAGCUCUGGGUCAGGAAUAUCAUAUUCUGAAGGGUGCAUUCAGUAUGGGGGUACAGCUGGAAUUGAUAGUGAAGGUUCUGUGCACACUCCUGUGUGGGAUUCACCCAUUCCUUCAAGAAAGCGUACAUGCAUGUAUCGUAAAAGACCUUCUUCAGUUGAAAAACUUACCAAAGGCCUUCGUUAUAUAUUGCAUGAACAAGAUACAUCUUAUCUACCAUUGGGUUCAGAGGAUCUUCUCUUUGCAUGUAAAACUCCAAUGGUUGCUGCUGAGAUAGGACUUGGCAGUGUGCUUAUUAGGCAACCAAAAUCAACAAUGUGCGAAGAGGAGUCAGAGGCAAGUUCACUUUUGGUAGAAAAUAAGUAUAAUAGAUUUGGUUUUGUAACUCAGGCUGAUUCUCAGGUAUUAGCCUCCUCCACACAGCUUCAGAAUGAGGAUGGCUCUUUACUUGGUAGAGAGAAGGAAAAGCUGAAGUAUAGAAUGGAUAUUGAAGAAGUGUUUCAGGAGCAUUCAGAUAAUUUUUUAAUGCCCAAUGGACUUUUGGACAAUUUCUCUUACAGCAAAUAUGAACUGCAAAGUUGUCAUUCACCACUGAUUUUUGUGGAACUGAAAGAUAUAAUAAAUUUUGACUCAUUUAUGGAAAUUUUGACGGCACAAGAUCGAACAAACUUAAUGAAGUAUGUCUCUUCAGUGGAUGCUGCCAAAGUUCCAGAAAGCUUACAGUGCAUGUUUAACAGUCUCCAAUUUGAAGAGGCUUUAACCAACUUUCAGGACCUACUUUCUGAAGGCAUCUUUGACAUGUACACAUCGGGAUUAAACCCUCAAGUACAGCAGAUUGUGAAAAAACUGAUACUCACAGAUCUGACAAAAUCUAAAUGGAUAGAAAGAUAUUCCCAGUUGCCAAACCGUAGUAAGCGUAAAAGAGUUCUAUGUUCCACAAAAGUUAUACAGAGUAAAGAAACAUUGAAGACAAAGGGGUCAAGUUUACAUUCCAGAUGUGGAAUGCAUCCAACAGUCAAGAAUUCUUUGGGGUCGCAACCUUGUAAAGCUGUUACAGGAUCAGAUAAUAGUGUGAAGAGCCCUGGGAACAGGCAAAGAAUUCGAAAUCCAUAUCAUGAGAACAUGCAGACAGGAUAUACCUCCAAGAGUCCCAUGGAAUUUGAUGUUGAACCAAAGACCGAGUUUUGCUUUAGUCCUAGUAGCCUAUUUGCAUCACCUAUAGGAAGGAGUUCUAUUCUGCUAGAUUCCAUGGGAACCCUUGGCAGUGAAAGCUUUGAACAGGAUUUGCUCUUGGAUGUUCCUUCAAACGUGUCCCUUCAACAGGCUGAGCUUUUGCACAAACCUGAUUGGAAAUGCAAAGACUACAAGGAUUCCUUGAGCGAUGCUGACAAGCUUGAGAAUCCAAACAUUGUGGAAGAAAUGGUUAAUAAUAUGUGGGGUUCAGAAGAAAGUUUAGAAUGGAAUGGCCUUUUCUGGAAUGCUCCUAAUAUCCAACCUGACGAAACACUGCCCAAUGGAGCUGCUUUGUACCCUGGGAAACAACUUCCCUGAUUGUAUGCAGCCUGUGUAUCUUGUGUGUAAUUUGCUAGUUCUUUGUUAUUUUUUUUCUUUUUGUUUCUGUUUUUUCUAAAUUCUUUGAACUUAAGUUUUAGUUUUCCACCUUGGGCUACAUUGAGGGGUGAAUGUGUUUGUUGAGAUGCAGUCAAGAGUGUAUGAUAACAGGUGUAGAUCCUUGUGCAAAUGAUACUGCUGAGUAGCAAGUGUUUCUGAAACAUUUGAGUGCUGAUAAGUGAAAUAAAAGUGCAAUUUCAUAGCACGUAACACUGCUUGUUGGAGGUGAAUCUCAUACAGGCUAUAUUUGAUUCAAUUAAUGAAGUUUUGACUUUAAGUCCUAUGACCCUCUAGAGGUUCAGGCCACCAGACUUUUGUCUUGUGAGACAUCAUUGUAUUUAUAAUUGAGUAAUUAAAUUAGUAUUUUCUUUUUGUAUUGAAA
Cryptomeria japonica (Japanese cedar) is the source of this 2794-nucleotide messenger RNA. Its product is annotated as GATA transcription factor 26. The coding region runs from base 472 to 2352 and encodes 626 amino acids. The transcript is spliced from 8 exons. Gene Ontology annotation, biological process: regulation of DNA-templated transcription. Lineage: Eukaryota; Viridiplantae; Streptophyta; Pinopsida; Cupressales; Cupressaceae. The record is from RefSeq and is a predicted model, not a curated record. Gene Ontology annotation, molecular function: sequence-specific DNA binding; zinc ion binding.